ACGCACGAUCCUAUUACGCGCUACAGCCUACACUGAUAGAGCUCUGCUUUUCUCCUUUUCCGUCGCGAUUCUGGACACAAAGAUACUUGGCGUUGAGUUAGGGCAAAGUCUUUCUAUCUCAAGCCUCUCUUCUUGCCCUCUCAAGAUUCAUUUGAAACGAAAAGGGUUUUUGGCCGAGGGACGAUGAUAGACCCUAUGGACGUACUUCGAUCCAAUCUCUCCCGGGUUCGGAUCCCAGAGCCUACCAAUCGUAUCUAUAAGCAAGAAUGUUGCUUAACUUUCGAUACCCCGAGGUCAGAUGGUGGACUAUUCAUCGAUAUGUACACUUUUCUUGCUUUCGGAAAGGAUUGUGUGGGCUGGAAUUAUGAGAAGACUGGUGAUCCUGUUUAUUUACAUAUAAAGCAAACUAAGAAGAUAGUUCCUGAAGACAGACCUUCAAAAAAGCCUACUCUCUUGGCUAUAGGUGUUGAUGGGGGAUUCGAUAACAAUGAAGAUGAAUAUGAAGAAACCCACAGCAUAAUUAUAUUGCCUGACUAUGUGUCUCUUCCAUUUCCUUCAGUCGAGUUACCAGAGAAGGUAAGGUUAGCUGCUGAUGCCAUCUUACUGUCUGAGGGUGCUGAACGGAAACAGCAAGUUGCAGCUUGGACUGCAGAUGUGAAAAAAGUCAGUGCAUUUGCAACAAAUUUACAGCAGAUUAACAAUGGUGUUGUUAUUCCUCCAACUGGGUGGAAAUGUUCCAAAUGUGAGAAGACAGAUAACCUUUGGUUAAAUUUGACUGAUGGAUUGAUCCUUUGUGGGAGGAAAAACUGGGACGGAACUGGUGGUAACAACCAUGCUGUUGAGCACUACAAGGAGACUGGCUACCCUCUUGCUGUAAAGCUUGGGACUGUUACUGCUGAUCUUGAAGCAGCAGACGUUUUCUCCUAUCCAGAGGAUGACAGUGUAAUAGAUCCACUUUUAGCACAGCAUCUGGCAUUUUUUGGCAUUGACUUCUCAUCACUUCAAAAGACAGAAAUGACAACUGCUGAAAGGGAACUUGACCAAAAUACCAAUUUUGAUUGGAAUCGAAUCCAAGAAAGUGGACAGGACGUGGAACCCAUUUUUGGACCAGGAUAUACAGGGCUGAUCAAUCUUGGAAACAGCUGUUACAUUGCUGCAACUAUGCAAGUCGUGUUUUCAACACAGUCCUUCUCUUCACGGUAUUAUGCAAAUCAAAGUCUAAAAAAUGCAUUUGAGGUGGCCCCUGCUGAUCCGACUGUAGACCUGAAUAUGCAGUUGACAAAAUUGGGACAUGGUCUACUAUCUGGAAAAUAUUCUGUUCCGGCACUUGAGAAAGAUGGAAAUGCAAAUUUGGCCACCUCAGCUACUACCAAACAGGUAGGGAUACCACCCCGCAUGUUCAAGGCUGUAAUUGCUGCCAGUCAUCCUGAAUUUUCGUCUAUGAGGCAACAGGACGCUUUGGAAUUUUUCCUACAUUUUCUUGAUCAAGUUGAACGAGGUAAUGCUGGGAAAUGUGAAUUGGAUCCUGCAAGGAGUUUCAAGUUUGGUAUUGAAGAUAGAAUCAUGUGUUCGUCUGGAAAAGUUGCAUAUAACAGAAGGCAUGACUACAUUCUUUCUCUUAAUAUCCCCUUGCAUGAAGCAACUAAUAAAGAUGAAUUAGAAGCCUUUAACAAGCUGAAGGCAGAUAAACUUGCUGAAGGGAAGGAAAUGUCUGGCAAUGACAUUGUUCGCCCGAGGGUGCCUUUAGAAUCCUGCCUUGCAAGUUUCUCAGCUCCUGAGGAGAUAAAUGAUUUUUAUAGCACUGCCUUGAAGGCAAAGACAACAGCGGUGAAGACGGCUGGUUUAACCUCAUUCCCAGAUUACCUGGUGUUACACAUGCGGAAAUUUGUUAUGGAAGCAGGCUGGGUUCCAAAAAAGCUUGAUGUAUAUAUAGAUGUUCCCGAUAUCAUAGAUAUUAGUCAUAUGCGCAGCAAAGGUCACCAGCUUGGGGAGGAGUUGCUACCUGAUGGGGUACCUGGUGAAGAGGAUUCAAGCCAGCCGAUGGCUAAUGAAGAAAUCGUCUCACAGCUUGCCUCUAUGGGCUUUAAUUAUCUUCAUUGUCAGAAAGCUGCGAUAAAUACUUCAAAUGUUGGGGUAGAAGAGGCAAUGAAUUGGCUGCUGUCUCACAUGGAUGAUCCAGACAUUGACAAUCCAAUCAGCUCUACUACCUCGUCAACUGUUGACCAAUCUAAAGUCGAUACGUUAAUCUCAUUUGGAUUUCAGGAAGAAGUUGCCCGAAAGGCACUCAAGGCAUCGGGCGGGGACAUUGAGAAAGCAACAGAUUGGAUAUUUAGCAAUCCUGACGCAUCCGUUUCCAGCAUGGACGCAACCUCAUCAGACACUCCACCUGUUCCGAAUGAUGCUGUCUUGCCUGAUGGAGGAGGCAGAUAUCGACUCAUGGGAAUUAUUAGCCACAUAGGAACCUCGACGCAGUGCGGACACUACGUUGCCCACAUUUUGAAAGAUGGAAGAUGGGUUAUCUUUAACGACAGCAAGGUUGGGGCUUCCAUUAAUCCUCCCAAAGAAAUGGGUUAUCUGUAUUUCUUCGAGAGGCUCAACAGUUGAAUGUUUCCUGCUCUCAUGCAUUGGCUGCACAAUUUUUGAAUUCGAGGGUCAUCCAGAAAUUCAGAUUUUUAUUUUUAUUUUGUUUUCUGGCGCCCAUAUUACUUUUCUUACAAUUACAAUUCAUGGUCUUCGAUUCUCAAAAGUGAAAACCAUUUAAAGCAGAGAAUUAACGUCGGGGGUUGGUGAUAAUGUUACUCCUCACAAUCUCCCAUUUCUGUUGUCUGAUUGCCUGAACAAAUAUUGCGAACUUCACGGAUCUGCGCGUGAGAGUUGGAUGAAUGCACUGCAUUUGUUAGUGAUUAGUUUGGCAUUUAAUAUUGAAGCCUUCACAUGUUAAUUAUUAUUGAUUAGUUUGUUAACAAUAUGAGCCUGGUUUUAAUUUGUAUAUAUUUUUAAAGUCAUUGUCAUUUCA
Prosopis cineraria is the source of this 3016-nucleotide messenger RNA. Its product is annotated as ubiquitin carboxyl-terminal hydrolase 14. Lineage: Eukaryota; Viridiplantae; Streptophyta; Magnoliopsida; Fabales; Fabaceae. The coding region runs from base 184 to 2604 and encodes 806 amino acids. The transcript is spliced from 20 exons. The record is from RefSeq and is a predicted model, not a curated record. Gene Ontology annotation, molecular function: cysteine-type deubiquitinase activity; protein binding; zinc ion binding. Gene Ontology annotation, biological process: protein deubiquitination.